CCGAAUCCGAGUCACUUUGCCGGAACGGAUUGUCGAGCGUUGGUGAACGAAUGCGCCGAUAAAACGUUGAAUACGUGUAGCGAGAAUGCGUUUUGCAUAGAUACUCGAGAAGGCUAUAAAUGUCAGUGUAAGGAAGGUUUCAUGGACGACGAUGAACUUCGUAAUCCUGGACGAAACUGCAAAAAAGCUAAUCGCAUUUGUUCGGAAGGAGGUCAUGACUGUGAUGCGAAUGCGCGAUGUAUCGAACGAGGAGCGAGUUCGUACGAUUGUGUAUGUAGUGCUGGUUACAUCGAUAAAAGCCCAGAUCCAUCUAAACCUGGUCGAGCAUGCGUUGAGCAAGUGUGUAUGGAUCCAAGCAAGCAUGACUGUCAUCCGGCUGCGAUUUGCACGGAAGUUACCGGACCUGAACGCUACAAGUGCUCAUGCCGGGAUGGAUACAUAGAUGCGAACCCGUCUAAUCCAGGAAGAGAAUGUAAGGAGGAGGUGAAUGAAUGCUUGGAUAGUUCGUUAAACGAUUGUGAUCCAGUGGCUACGUGCCACGAUCAACAAGGAGGAUACACUUGCGUAUGUCCAGUCGGAGCAAAGGAUGUUUCUCCAGACCCGUCCAACAAGCCUGGCCGUAAAUGCGCUGUUUUGAUCGAUGAGUGUCGCAAUCCACAUUUGAACAACUGCAGUCGUUUCGCGGACUGCUUAGAUCGUGAAGAUGGCUACGAAUGCCGAUGUAAGGCUGAAUAUCACGAUAAUGACCCGUACAAUCCGGGUACAAACUGUUCAUUCGGUAAGUUCCGUUCACAUUCAAACACACUCAGAAAAUAUUUCAGAUAA
This is a messenger RNA of Anisakis simplex (herring worm), 825 nucleotides long. The record is from the annotation of a GenBank genome assembly. Lineage: Eukaryota; Metazoa; Nematoda; Chromadorea; Rhabditida; Anisakidae.